AUGGAAGAACAGGGAAAGGAGUGGCAGCCAGCAGCAAGCCUGAAGGAGCUCGCGACCUUGUCGGAGCUAAAACGAGACAUUGUCAAGGGCAAGCUCUUGUCCGGAGAAGCGGCGGGACGGGAGCGUCGACGGUUGCUCGAGCAUAAGCAUAACCAGACGUUAGCAAUCGCGGAAAUGGAGCUCGAGCUUGCGAUCACCCUCGCCGAAGAAAAGACUUCCAUGGCGGUCCAAAACCUGCGGGAGGAACAGAAAGGAUUGGCAGAGCUCAUCCCUGUAGAGGUGCGUGUUAUUCUCCGUCAUACAACAAUGUUAAUCUCUGUUGGAGAAUCGGAAAAAGAGAAAGUACGGAUAUGCGAGAGUUAGAAUCGUUAGUCACGGCCGAUCGAAAUAUAUGGGUGUACACGGCAUCCCACGGUUCAAGAGAAAAAUAUAUACUACCUCUGUCCGAGAAUAUAAGCAAGGUUUGGUCGUAAGGCAAAAUACACCGCGAAAGCGAGCUGUUCAGUGGCCGUGAGUUCGAUCCUGGGUUCAAACACCUUUUUUUUUCGGAAAAACGCUUUUUUUUUUUUUUUUUCCAACGCCUUCCCUUCAUUUUGGCCCCUCGAAGUUGCUGAUUUUUGCCACUCUGGAACUUUGGUCCCGGUCAGCACCAAAGAACUAUCGAAGAUACUUCGCAACGUGAUUGUACAGGUUGUUCAAGUACCCAAAAAUACAAAGAAAAAAAACGA
Molecule: messenger RNA, 728 nt
Organism: Ectocarpus sp. CCAP 1310/34
Lineage: Eukaryota; Phaeophyceae; Ectocarpales; Ectocarpaceae
Source: the annotation of a GenBank genome assembly